CAUUGGCCAACAGAGUUCAGCUUGCUUACAUCUUUAACGCCCAUUGGUGCGAAUUGCGGAAGGCUUUACGCGAAUAUCCGUCUGUAGUUUUGUAUCUGUAGUGUUACAGUGCGUAAAAGCACUUAGAAAAACUACACUUCCCUGCUGUAAAAACUAUUUGCGUCUCUUUCAAACGCAGAAGGUCACACGCACGCUUUAGAACAACGGAGAUGCUAUUAGAAAGCUGAGGAAGAAAUGUGCACCAGUGAAUAGAGGUACAGCAACGUUAUACAGGUCGCCAGUAACGUCACAGUAUAAACAAGAGCUGAUGCUAAUACGAAAAACAUUUACUCGUAUACAAAUGUGGCAUACAACGAACUGAGGUCAGAAACGAAACGGGUAGCCUAGCCUGUCAGCUAGCUUUUCUUAAAAACAUUCAUGUUACAUCGUCACAAAACUGCCGCUAUGCUGAGGAGCCUUGUUAGACUUCAGAGCCAUGUCGGAAGUAUCCUCUCUCCCAGUCAAAUGUGCCCAAGAAGUCAGCAAUUUCGCUUUGCUCUGAAUUACUCCUCAGCCACAGCAGAAAGAAGAAGAUUUUAUCAAGAUGUCAGUAUAUCCCAAGGGGAAGGUGGUUUAUAUGAGAUAAACCUAGACAGAAGAAAACUGAAAACACCAGGAGGGAAGCUGUUCACUGUGCCAAAUGAAGCCCUGGCUAUCGCCGUUGCAACCGAGUGGGACGCUCAAAGGGACACACUCAAGUUCUACACUAUGCACCUGAGUACGCUAUGCAACACAGCUCUGGACAAUCCCACCCAACGUAACAAGGACCAGAUGAUCAGUGCUGCCCUGAAGUUCCUGGACACUGACACUGUCUGUUACAGAGUCGAUGAGCCCCACAGUUUGGUUGAGCUACAGAAGAAUGAGUGGGACCCUGUGCUGCACUGGAUGGAAAACAGAUAUAAUGUCACUAUUGGCUCCUCGUCCAGUAUUUUGGGUCCUGAGAUCCCAAAGGCCACCAAAGACACUUUCCGGCAACACCUGAAUUCUUACACCUUCUGGUCCCUGACAGGGCUUGAGUAUGUGAUCACCCAGCUGAAGUCUGUUGUGCUGUCCAUGGGAAUGAUUGACAGACAUCUGACGGUGGAACAGGCCGUGCUGCUCUCCAGACUGGAGGAGGAAUACCAGAUUCAGCACUGGGGAAGCGUGGAGUGGGCCCAUGACUAUGACAUGUAUGAGCUGAGGGCACGGACGGCAGCCGGAGCUCUUUUGGUUCACCUCACAUCGGAGAGUUCGACUGUCAAACGCAAACUUAUGCAGGACUGAGAGGAAU
Anarrhichthys ocellatus (wolf-eel) is the source of this 1309-nucleotide messenger RNA. RefSeq names its product ATP synthase mitochondrial F1 complex assembly factor 2 (gene atpaf2). The record is from RefSeq and is a predicted model, not a curated record. Gene Ontology annotation, cellular component: mitochondrion. Bases 418 to 1302 code for a protein of 294 amino acids. Gene Ontology annotation, biological process: mitochondrial proton-transporting ATP synthase complex assembly. The transcript has 8 exons. NCBI's taxonomy places the organism in Eukaryota, Metazoa, Chordata, Actinopteri, Perciformes, Anarhichadidae.